UCUCUUUGACCCCUGCCCCCCCCCCCCCCCCCACCAUCACACUCCACACUCCACUAGUAGCUGGCAAGUGACCUCAGCUCAGCUCGGUGAUAAAGCGGUGAGAGUGAGUACGGGCUACGGCGGUGGCGGUGGUAGGUGUGAGACGAGGAGAAUGGAGGCCACCAUUACCCGCUUCCUCGUCUUCUUCUUCCUCCUCCUCGUCGUCGCGGUCAGAGGCGACGACCCUUACAGGUUCUACACCUGGAACAUCACCUUCGGCGACAUCUACCCUCUCGGCGUCAAGCAGCAGGGGAUACUGAUCAACGGCCAGUUCCCGGGGCCUCAGAUCGACGCGGUCACCAACGACAACAUCAUCAUCAAUGUCUUCAACAACCUGCCUUCCCCGUUCCUCCUCUCAUGGCAAGGAAUUCAACAGAGGAGGAGCUCAUGGCAAGACGGGGUGUAUGGUACAAACUGCCCGAUCCCUCCGGGUGGCAAUUUCACUUACAUCAUGCAGUUCAAGGACCAAAUUGGGAGCUACUACUACUUUCCUUCCCUUGCAUUCCAUAAGGCUGCUGGUGGGUAUGGUGGUAUCAGGGUCCUUAGCCGCCCGGGGAUCCCGGUUCCAUUUGCACCCCCUGCUGGCGAUUUCACCAUAUUGGCCGGUGACUGGUUCAAGCUCAAUCACACUGAUUUGCAAGGCAUUCUGGACAGUGGUAAUGACCUUCCACCCCCUGAUGGGCUUCUUAUCAAUGGCCAAGGCUGGAACGGCAACAGGUUUACAGUAGACCAAGGGAAAACUUACCGUUUUAGGGUAUCGAAUGUGGGCAUAGCAACAUCAGUGAACAUAAGGAUUCAAGGUCAUUCCUUGCUGCUGGUUGAGGUGGAGGGAUCACACACCGUGCAGAGCACAUACACAUCGAUUGAUGUCCAUCUAGGCCAGUCCUACUCAUUCCUCGUGACGGCUGAUCAGCCACCCCAGGACUACAGCAUUAUUGUCUCGACCCGUUUCACCAAUCCUGUGCUCACCACUACUGCUGUCCUCCACUACAGCAAUUCAAACGGUGCCCUUUCUACGGUAGCACCACCCCCAGCACCAACAAUCCAGAUUGAUUGGUCUCUCAAUCAGGCUAGAUCAAUUCGAUGGAAUCUGACGGCGAGUGGACCAAGGCCGAACCCUCAGGGCUCAUACCAUUAUGGCCUUGUCAACACUACAAGAACCAUCAGACUUGCGAACUCAAGGGCUAGCAUAAAUGGCAAGCUGAGAUACGCGGUCAACAGCGUGUCCUUCAUUCCAGCUGACACUCCUCUCAAGGUUGCCGACUUCUACAACAUUCAGGGUGUGUUCGCUCUGGGGAGCAUGCCUGACAACCCAACCGGAGGUGGCGCCUACCUGCAGACAGCAGUCAUGGCAGCCAACAUGCGAGACUACGUUGAAGUCAUCUUUGAGAACUCUGAAAACUUUGUGCAGUCAUGGCACAUUGACGGUUACGCAUUCUGGGUUGUCGGGAUGGAUGGAGGACAAUGGACACCUGCGAGUCGCCAGAGCUACAACCUUAGAGACGCAGUUGCUCGGUACACAUUACAGGUGUAUCCUCAAUCAUGGACUGCAAUUUACAUGCCUUUGGAUAAUGUGGGGAUGUGGAACAUCAGGUCAGAGAGCUGGGCUAGACAGUACCUCGGCCAACAAUUCUACCUCCGGGUCUACUCUCCGGCGAACUCAUGGCGGGACGAGAACCCGAUCCCAAAGAACGCGCUCCUCUGCGGUCGGGCCUCGGGGCGCCGGACCAGGCCUCUCUGAACCUGAAUUGGGGAUCAGUUUCAUGUCACGAAGGGGUGACAGCUGAUAAACUGAUGAGAAUCAGAUGAGAGCCAAGGAUACAUGUGGUGUUCAGAUUAUUGAGCCCCAAUUCUUUUGACAAGCUUGAGAAGUUGAGAAGAUUGUACUCCUAGCAUCCCAUUUCUGCUAUUCGCAUUGUUAAGCAACUGUAGCUAAAAUGUUGCAGCGAAUUCUUUGUAUGGCAAGCAAGGAUAAUCUUGCUUCCUGACAUUUAUUGAUAGAUGAUAUAAUAUCGAUAUCCACGCAUAUAUAUUGAUAAACUGGAGUAUGUUCAGAUAGUUUCA
Molecule: messenger RNA, 2103 nt
Organism: Oryza sativa Japonica Group (Japanese rice)
Lineage: Eukaryota; Viridiplantae; Streptophyta; Magnoliopsida; Poales; Poaceae
Product: L-ascorbate oxidase homolog
Molecular function (GO): oxidoreductase activity; copper ion binding
Source: RefSeq, a predicted model, not a curated record